AUGCAGUCACGGCUGCAUGUAACAGAGCGAGAGGACCUGUGCUGGCCACUCCCGCUUCCCUUACUUGCUGGUGGCUUUGAGCAGGCUGCCAGAGUCCGAAGGUCCCUCCGUGGGUGCUGGCCUGACUCUGGGGGACAGAGGCCACGCAGGCCACUUCCGGGGCCGCGGCGUCCCAGGGAGGCACCCGUGGGCACGACAUCCACGCAGAGCUGCCCCUUGAAGCCUGCCGCCCCAUGCCCGCCGCCAGGGGUCCUGGGCUCCCCGGGUCACCAGCGUCGCCACGCGCUCCCUGCUAGUGGGUUCCGCUGCCUCACCCCGGAGGACGCCGCCAGCAUGUCUGAGAUCGAGCGUGAGGCCUUCCUCUCGGCCUCGGGCAUCUGCCCCCCGCACCUGGAGGAGACCCGGCGCUUCCUGAUGUGCCCGGAGCUGUCCCUGGGCUGGUUCGAGGCGGGCCACAUCGUGGCCUUCAUCAUCGGCUGGCUCUGGGACAAGGCAAGACCCACUCAGGACUCGCUGGCACUGCACAGGCCUGAGGGCCGCGCCGCCCACCUGCACUUGCUGGCCGGGCACCGCACCUCCCAGGGGCAGGGCAGAGGCCCUGAGCUGCUGUGGCACCACCUGCUCCACCCGGGCAGCCAGCCCGCCGCACACUGGGCGCUCACGUGCCAGGAGGCGCUGGUGCCUCUGCAGAGGUUUGGCCUGGGCCUGUGUGCCGUCACCACGGGCUCCCUCACCUUCACCGAGCUCCACUGCUACCCGCGGGGCCACACCUGCCCGUGCAGGAGCAGCGGCUGCUGAGCACCUGGCUGCUCACCUGGACGCUCGCCCAUCUGGCACCUGCCUCUGUCCCGGCCUCAC
Molecule: messenger RNA, 858 nt
Organism: Choloepus didactylus (southern two-toed sloth)
Lineage: Eukaryota; Metazoa; Chordata; Mammalia; Pilosa; Megalonychidae
Gene: AANAT
Product: aralkylamine N-acetyltransferase
Biological process (GO): response to light stimulus; melatonin biosynthetic process; circadian rhythm
Cellular component (GO): cytoplasm
Molecular function (GO): aralkylamine N-acetyltransferase activity
Source: RefSeq, a predicted model, not a curated record